Molecule: messenger RNA, 1912 nt
Organism: Jatropha curcas
Lineage: Eukaryota; Viridiplantae; Streptophyta; Magnoliopsida; Malpighiales; Euphorbiaceae
Biological process (GO): negative regulation of DNA-templated transcription; regulation of transcription by RNA polymerase II
Cellular component (GO): nucleus
Molecular function (GO): transcription corepressor activity; zinc ion binding
Source: RefSeq, a predicted model, not a curated record
UUGUAGGCAAUUUCAAAUUUUCAUAUUGCGGGGAGAGAAAUUUAUUUUAAGUAAAUUUUAUUUUGUCUAGCAAAGGAGAGGCGAAGAGGCAGAAGAGGAAAGAAUCCUAUUUCUAUUUCACCAUUCGUUUCUUCUACCGACUGUGGCGAUCUGAAGGUUCUUGUGAUUAACUUGGGAAAUAUUGCAAUCAGCUUAUAUUGAACACGGAGCUGGAAAAUAUGCUGUUACAGAACUUGAUCCCAAUUGCAGUUGAAUCUGCUCUGCCUUUUGCUUCCAAUAAUGGGAAUAAAGAAUUAUUAUGUGAGUGGGUGCCUGCAAAAGCCUGGAAAAGUUGUUCAGAACAAGGUGAAUUCCAUCAGGAUGGUUUAAACCCUUUGAUGAAUGGCAAUUCUUAUGCAAUUACUGAAUCAAAUGGAAUGUGCAAACGAAGAAAGCUUCAGAAAAUGUCUCUUGUAGUUUCCCCUUUAGAACAAAAAGCUGAUGGAUUAACUAUUGACACAGUAAAGGGUGGUCCGCUAAAGGCUAAUGUUGAAUAUGGAAUUGAUGAUGGAGCUGGUGAUCGAGCUUGUGUCUCACCCGUUGAAAGAUGCAUUGAAGCCAUUGGUAGCAACUAUAAGUCUCUUGAUAAAGAGUAUAGUGAAUCUCUAUCAUCAAACCCUGACAGAAAGGAGAGUACUGUUACUUCCCCAACCACAAGGACGGAAGCUAUCAGUGCUGUAGAACGUCCUGUUUCUAAGUGGCUGUUGUCAGGUGAAGAUCUCCCAAUAAGAGAUAUCUGCAUUUCUGUUCUUAGAAGUCAUGGGCUGCUUGUAGGAGAUCAGACUGUGAAUAGUAGUGUUCCCACUAAAGUUCCAGGUAUUAACGAAUGUAGCAAAAUUUUCCUGUCUUGUAAAUUAUGUGGUAAUUUGGAUCAUACAUCAUGUAUGUUGCUAUGUGAUCACUGUGAAGAUGCAUUUCAUGUGUCUUGCUGCCAUCCAAAGACGAAGGUGUUGCCCACUGAUGAGUGGUUUUGUCAACCUUGUUCAAAGUCAAUUGAUAAAGCUUCGCUGGAGGCCCCUUUUCUAAAAUCACAAAACAUCAAUUGGUGGAAAGGAAUUACUAAUUUUAAAUUGGAUCCAAUUGCAUCCAUGUUAAAAUAUCCUGAGUUGUAUACAUCUCGUGUUAGAAUUGGUGAUUCUUUCCAAGCAGCAGUUCCUGAAUGGUCUGAUCAGUUCUCCGGGUAUUCUGAUUGCAUUGGUGAGCCAUUGGAAAUGGAUCCAGCAGAGACUAUUGGCUUACAUGGAUUCCUUACAGACAAAUAUAUGAGGUCCAAUUCUAUCAGUAACUGGCUUCAAUGUCAAGAAGUCAUAUGCGAUGGCACAAGGAAAUUUGUUGAUGGAAUCAUAUGUGGGAAGUGGCGCAGGGCACCUCUCUCCGACGUCCAAACUGAUGAUUGGGAUUGUUCUUGCUCUGUUCUUUGGGAUCCAUCCCAUUCAGAUUGUGCUGUUCCUCAGGAGUUGGAAACAAAUGAAGUGUUACUGCAAUUGAAGUAUAUAGAGCAGUUUCAAACUACUGUGCAGUUGAGAUCUCGCCUUGCUGCUAAAAAGAGUGAAUUCCAUUGUUAGAAAAUGAUGGUGACGUAUUGAACAUAAUGCAAAAUCACAGUCCCUUGGCAACUGAGGCAUAACAUGCCUGUGCAGUUUGUCAGCAGAAUUUUCACGCAGAAUCUGGGUCCAUUCUCCCUGUCAAAUACAAGUUUUCGUCUUGUGGCUCUUAUGGAUAGCUGUCAUGAGCAAUUGAUGUUGUAAUUAGAUGUGCAAUUUGUUUUGAUAAUUUUUUCGGACAAAAGAAGUGCUCAAUAAUCAUUUUUCUUUUGGUUUUCUUUUUGAUUCUCAAGGAGGUUUGCUGGACUCCAGCUGCAUAAUUUUUCUCA